AUGGGAGGAGCGCAUAGCACGGCUGAAGUGCAUUUCGAAGAAAAGCCCUGUACUUCGAGAAGUCUGGUCGAUGGAUGGCUGUAUAGCCCCAAUGAAGGAGACACGUUGACUAACACGGACUCGCCAGCAUACCUUCCCCUAGCCGGCACCUCAGUAGCCCUGGCCCUCGCCGACGGCAACGAAGCCAGGAUACCGACAUACGUGCUGCCGCACAUCAGCAUGUUCGCAUUCCUCGUAGAAGUGUGGCAGAUCUCGCGCUAUGAGAUAGGAGUGCAACGCAAUACCGCCUUCGUCGGUGCAACCACCGUCGCCAUCGGGCUGACAGCGCUCGAGGUGAUGUGCAUCAAUACGCUCAGGCACGGCGUCGACACCAUCAUCAGCGAUCGUCAGAUACCCGCCGCGAUAACCGUGGUCGUGCUGUGCAUGGUGUUGGGCUACUGGCCCCUAUCCGUCGAAGUCUUGCGCCAUCAGGGAAGGGCAGUUUCGGUAGAUGGGAUGGCGUUGACGUGGGGUGUGCUGGCAUCUUUCUGCUCUCUCGCCUCUACACGCGCCGUUGUCCACAGAGAGGCCCGCAUACUAGGGACCGCCGUCUAUGCCAUAUCGCUCGUCCUAGAGAUCGGAUUCCUGAUCUCGCAUCUAAUCUGGAAGCUGCGGACGCGGAAGGUCAGCUCGCUGGCCAAGACGCUAGGGAUCACGUUCGACGAGCUCUGGGACGAAUAUGCCGAACUCGGUGAGCCGUUCCCCUUCGUGGAGAGCCGGAAGUGGGGAUCGAGGGUCAGAUCUGCUUCCACUGUGAAAGCGCAGGCCCGUAUCGUGGGUGCUUCUGAGCUUGGUGAUAAUUCCACGUGGACAAGAGUUGCGUUUUUACCUCCUGCUACUGUAUCCCGAAACUGA
This is a messenger RNA of Anthostomella pinea, 894 nucleotides long. The record is from the annotation of a GenBank genome assembly. Lineage: Eukaryota; Fungi; Ascomycota; Sordariomycetes; Xylariales; Xylariaceae.